CGCUUUCAUCUUUACCCUCACAGCAAUAGCAAGACGCAGAGCGAAGUGAGGAGGAGGAGGAGGGGGGUGGAAAGCUUCAUUACCAACACACGCUCACAACUGCUACACUACUUUGCCGAGCGGAGCCCCAGCUCGUAACUCAGUCUGCGACGCGUCGAAAAUAUUACCUUUUGAUUUUUGAAAUCAUCAUUAUUUUUUUGUUUUACAAGUUUAAGAUGAGCUAAUUUUUUUGACUUCUCUCUAAACGAGGAUGUAUUUAAUCUGCAAAAGCAGAAAUAAAAACUCGCCGCGGUGCACGUAGGAGGGGAUGACGGGAUUUCUGAGAGUUACUUGCGGUGAACCCAUCUAAGUUACUCACGUUGGGCAAGUCGCACUUUUAUUUAUUUUUUGUUUCACUUUUUUCUUGUUUAUUUUUCCACCGAGGAGAAUCACUAGCAUCCGGAGCAUUGAAGGGGACAUAUUUGAAGUUUCACCUAUUUUUUAACGGUUUAAAGUAUUCAAUUUCUACGGGAGCGUCACCGAAACAAAUCCAGCGUGUUCCUCCAGUUAAGAAGGCACAUCUGAGAUGAGCGUUUUGGUUGAUCUUUUAGGAGAUUUUAAGCAACCAAACUGAAGACAGCCGCACAAGAAACGUGCACUAGCAUCACCGUAAACGAUUAAAUCUGAAGACGUGUUUGGUAUUUUGGUUCUGACUCAAGAGAAUCCGUACCGCUUAAUCAGAGUCAUAACACGCAGUUCUACUGUUGCUCUAGUCAAAACACAAGCCGCGUGUGCAGACCGCUGAGGCUGCUCACCAUUCACUUCAAGUGUGCUAACAUUUCCAGGAGUUUUUCCGGUUUCUUUCGGGGGAUUUAGAUCAUUUACUAAACACGGUUAGAAGUGCCUUGCUAGGGGUUAUCGACUUUCACCCGAACCAAAAUGCCACAAUUAGCCGGAGGAGGUGGCGGCGGGGAUCCGGAACUUUGCGCGACCGAUGAAAUGAUCCCUUUCAAAGACGAAGGGGAUCCGCAGAAAGAGCAGAUAUUCGCCGAAAUAAGUCACUCGGAAGAAGAAGGGGAUUUGGCAGAUAUCAAGUCGUCUUUGGUGAAUGAAUCGGAGACGAACCCAAAUAGUAACAGUCAUGAGGCAGACAGACAGUCCCAUGAUUCAUACCACGAAAAACACAGAGACCAUCCUGACAACGGGAAGCAUCAGGAUGUGUACAACAAAGGGCAUUCCUACCAGGGCUAUCCAGGUUACAUCAUGAUGUCAAACAUGAACAAUGACUCUUACAUGAACAACGGCUCCAUCUCCCCAACGAUGCCCAGAACGUCCAACAAAGUUCCCGUGGUGCAGCCGUCCCACGCGGUCCACCCCCUGACCCCUCUGAUCACAUACAGUGAUGAACACUUCGCCCCCGGGCCGCAUUCGGGACACCACCCUGCAGACGUCAACUCCAAACAAGGUAUGCACAGGCAUCACCCAGGCCCUGACAUCCCCAACUUCUACCCUCUUUCUCCUGGCUCGGUCGGACAGAUCACCCCACCCCUGGGAUGGCAGGGUCCGCCUGGGUACCCAAUCUCAGGCGGAUUUAGGGAUUUCUACCCCGCCCCUCACCCAGCUGACCACCCCACAGCCAGGUUCCCUCAUCACAUGGUGCCUGGCCCCCCAGGGCCCCACGCCACCGGCAUCCCCCACCCGGCCAUCGUUAACCCCCAGGUGAAGCACGAACCCCACCAAGACAGCGACCUCAUGCACAUGAAACCUCAGCACGAACAGAGGAAAGAGCAGGAGCCCAAAAGACCUCACAUCAAGAAACCCCUGAACGCUUUCAUGCUCUACAUGAAAGAGAUGCGGGCCAACGUGGUGGCCGAGUGCACGCUGAAGGAGAGCGCCGCCAUCAACCAGAUCCUGGGCAGGAGGUGGCACGCUUUAUCUCGCGAAGAGCAGGCUAAGUAUUAUGAAUUAGCCCGCAAGGAACGGCAGCUCCACAUGCAGCUCUACCCAGGCUGGUCCGCCAGAGACAAUUAUGGAAAGAAGAAGAAGCGGAAGAGGGAGAAGCUCCAGGAGCCUGCAUCAGGAGGAAAGAGGAACGGUUUCCCAUCAUGCAAAGCAAAGGCAGCAGCUACAGGGCCCCUUUUAGAGAUGGAAGCCUGCUAGAUUCCAUACCCCCCC
Megalops cyprinoides (Indo-Pacific tarpon) is the source of this 2154-nucleotide messenger RNA. RefSeq names its product lymphoid enhancer-binding factor 1 (gene lef1). The transcript has 11 exons. The record is from RefSeq and is a predicted model, not a curated record. Gene Ontology annotation, biological process: regulation of transcription by RNA polymerase II; canonical Wnt signaling pathway. The coding region runs from base 919 to 2139 and encodes 406 amino acids. NCBI's taxonomy places the organism in Eukaryota, Metazoa, Chordata, Actinopteri, Elopiformes, Megalopidae. Gene Ontology annotation, cellular component: beta-catenin-TCF complex. Gene Ontology annotation, molecular function: RNA polymerase II cis-regulatory region sequence-specific DNA binding; DNA-binding transcription factor activity, RNA polymerase II-specific.